Molecule: messenger RNA, 2332 nt
Organism: Helobdella robusta
Lineage: Eukaryota; Metazoa; Annelida; Clitellata; Rhynchobdellida; Glossiphoniidae
Exons: 10
Coding region: 21-2006 (661 amino acids)
Molecular function (GO): asparagine synthase (glutamine-hydrolyzing) activity
Source: RefSeq, a predicted model, not a curated record
UAUGUAAUGUAAACUUAACCAUGUGUGGCAUUUUUGUCCUGAUCGAGAAUAAAUCAAAGGUUUGUGACUGCCACCCAAGCACCACCAUUAAAGAUCAAAUACUAUCACGACUUAACAGAAGAGGCCCUGAUGUGAUUGCAGAAAAGUUUAUUGAGUUGAGUGAUGAAUAUCAAGCUACUUUCAUUGGUUCUACUUUGCACCUAAGAGGUACUGAAAUACAAGAACAACCAUUGAGUAAUGAAGAUGGUGAUCUUUUACUGUGGAAUGGAGAAAUAUUUGGGGGUAUUCAGGUUUCAGAGACUGAAAAUGAUGGAAACAUCUUGAUGAAAAAACUUACAGACUGCAAAAGCGAAUGUGAAACAUUGAACUUAUUUGCAUCUAUUAAAGGACCUUAUGCUUUUGUUUACUGGCAGGCCAAAAACAAAAAACUAUGGAUAGCCAGAGAUAUUUUAGGCCGAAGAAGCUUAUUAAUAAAUACGACGGCUGACAAUAAUUACCAUAAUAAUGGCUGUGUAAACAUUAAAGAUCCGUCACCAUCGUCGUCGUCGUCAUCAUGUAAAAUUCACUUAUUUCCGUGGCUCUGGAAACCACAAAUCAAUGAGAAUCAUAACGAUGGAACCGAUACUGAAAUGAUCCUUACCACCACCACUACUACUUACAAUAGUGGUUUUCAUGACAAGUAUUUCAAUUAUACACCCGAGUCAAAAAACUGCUUUUCAAAUAAUUUUCCCUGCCAUUUGUCUAACUACGGCUUGUUUUGCCACCUCAGUAAAUUCAAACAUUUUGGUAAAUUAAGUGGUGAAGGAAUACUAAAAAAUGACGAUGGUAAUUCUAAAUACGUCCAUGCAGUGUUGUCUAAUACAAAUCAACGACAACAUCAACAAAAACAACAUCGACAAAAACAACAUCAACGAACGCAACAAAAACAGCAACAAAAUCACCAUAAUCAUUGUAAUGAUUUUUCUAGUUUCGUAACAGAUGAAAGAGUAAAAGCGAUGAGAGACUUUUUAAAAUUGCUGGGGAGUUCCGUCGAAAAGAGAACCUCUGCCGAAUCCGUCUGCUCCUGUUGCAAUUUUUGCAUGCAAAAAAUGCUAGAAAAUAAGUGCUGCUCCAAUUCCUUAAUAAACAAUCUUAAAAAUUCAAUGACAUUCUCAGCCCCGACUUCGUCAUCAUUUCCAACAUCAGUGGCGUCAUCAUCAUCAUUGAUGACGUCAUCGUCAUCGCCCCUGGUUAUUUGUCACCACAGUAAGGUUGCCAUCUUGUUUUCUGGCGGCUUAGACUCACUCGUUCUUGCUCUCUUAGCUAACAGAUAUAUUCAGAGAUCGGACCCUAUUGAUUUACUGAAUGUCUCCUUCUUCAACCAUUCCAAAGAAAAAUCAAUCAAGCACCUCAUACAUCCACUUGACACAGUUCUCGACGACAGCAUUGGCUGCGCCCUCUGGUUCGCCGCUAGGGGUCAAGGUCGUUUGAAAUUGGGUCAGGCGAAUGUAGUAUGUCAAGGUCAGGGUCAUGUGAGUAAUGGGAACCAGUUAGAAGAUGGGAAUUACGUUUCUCCCGCUAGAGUUGUCUUAUCAGGAUUGGGAGCAGAUGAAUUGUUGGCCGGAUACUCGAGACACAGGAUGAAGUUCGGUCCGGAUGAGAACUGGGAACUGUUGGGGGAUGAACUGGAAAGAGAGAUUACAAACCUGUGGAAUCGAAAUCUCGGUCGGGAUGACCGGAUCAUCUCGGAUCACUGCCGGGAAGCCAGGUUCCCAUAUUUGGACGAAGACCUGGUUGAUUUUAUCCUUUCAUUGGACAUGCAUUUAAAAUUUGACCUGAGGGCACCUAGAGGUGUGGGCGACAAGUUACUACUAAGAAUGGCAGCCCAGGAUUUGAACUUACACAAAGGGUCCCUACUUCAAAAGAGGGCCAUACAGUUCGGGUCAAGAAUCGCAAAGUUGGAGGGCCGUAAAGAAAAAGCCAGUGAAGUCUGUGCUAGACUAGUCAGUGAUGCAGAGAUUUCGUGAAUUGGGUCGGUCGGUUUGGUUCGUGUGAUUAGUUGUAGUUCGCUAUAUCUGGAGAAUAAUAAUAUUUUGUUUUUUCAAAAUCGAUCGUACCGUCUAUGAGUCUAUGAUUUAGUUAUUGUAACACGCGUUUAAAAGUUUUACAAACAUUUAGGAGUUUUGGAGAAUUUAUUUCUGAUAAAUGUGUGACAUUAAAAUUUCAUUUCUCUCAAUAUUUCUCUCAAAUUAUUGAUCACGUUGGUGUAUGAGAUUGGAGUUUUCUUAUUGCGAAAUAAUGUUUUGUGUGAAUUAGAGGUGUGAAAUUAGAAACAUGAAAAAUUAUAAUAAUG